Rhagoletis pomonella (apple maggot) is the source of this 986-nucleotide messenger RNA. RefSeq lists its product as uncharacterized. Gene Ontology annotation, cellular component: nucleus. The coding region runs from base 204 to 986 and encodes 260 amino acids. The record is from RefSeq and is a predicted model, not a curated record. Lineage: Eukaryota; Metazoa; Arthropoda; Insecta; Diptera; Tephritidae. The transcript has 2 exons.
UUUGCUAUUUUCCUUUUCCUCCUAUUCUAAACGAACUUCGAAAAAGGGAAAAUCUACUUCGGGAAAAAAGUAGGUAUCACGAAUGUCAAAAAAGGAGAAAAUUGGCUUGGGUAUUUCGGGAGAAGUUCCGCCAAAGAUUUAAAAGGGAGCUUGUAUAAAAAAUGUAAGUAAUUCUCCUUUAAAUUUAAAAUUGCUUGAUUUAAAUGAUUUGUUUGAUAUUUUUCAGGUCGAAAACAACGAAUAAAAGACAGCAAACCAUUUUAAUAAACCUAAUGGAAGCAAGCCCCGAUAUUGCGCGCGGGUUCCACAGAGGCAACAAAGAGGAGGUUGCCCGUUUCUGGCGGAACGCAGAAAUGGAGUUAAACUCUGUAGGCCCACCGAUAAAAAACAUUACUGAGUGGAAAAAGGUUUGGACAGACCAAAAAAAGUAUGUGCGUCACAAGGCUGCCGAAAAUUUUAAACACUCGAGAGGCACUGGAGGUGGUCCGAAUGUGCAAAAACCAUUUUCCCCCAUCGAAGAGGCAAUAUAUAACCUCAUUGGCAUGAAAGAGUCCGUUGAGGGAGUGCCGGCGAAAACUUUUGGAUUGGCGAGUUCUGAUGUGGCUCAAGUAAAUGAGGUGCCAGAGGGGGUUGAAUUAUGUUCCGAGGACUUGGAGGUAAUUUGGGCUGAGAAAUACCCAGCAACAGUAGAAGAAAGUCCGCCAGUGCUCACUGGUUUUGAUUAUGUAUUACCAGCAGCUCCAAAAAGAGCUAGUAAUCCGACUGUAAAGGCGGUGGCGAAAAAUGCUACAGAAGUCGUUGAAGCAGAACGGGCAAUUCAACGAGACAUGUUGGAAAAGGUAACAAAUAUAGUUACUCUCAUGACAGAGCGCAAUGAGGCAGAUAAAAAGCAUUUCGAGGCGAUGAAAGCUCUAAAGAGAGAGGAAAUCGAUGAAAUGCAUCGACAUAAUGAUCUCUUAGAAGAGUUAUUAAGGCUAAAUAUUUAA